AUGGUUCGAAGCGACGCCGACCCAAUGCUGCACAGUGGCGAGCGGCAGGUCCAUCGGCAGGCGUCGCACCUCCUCCGAGCGAAGUCGGCACUUGACCUGAUGCAUGCCACCAUCGUGGACAUGCAAGCCGCCAUCCCCUGCUUGCGCAAAGCCUUGAGAUCCAGAUGCAGAGAGGACCCUGCCUCUCCCUCUCCGUCUCCGUCGUAUUCCACGAAGUGGCGCGACGUUAGAGAGAUGGAUUCCCAGCAUUGUGUUGUGCAAGCGCAGAGACGGGAAGAUGAUCCAGUGAAGUGCAACACUGAGUCUGAUCCAUUGUGA
Messenger RNA from Symbiodinium sp. CCMP2592, 318 nucleotides. Lineage: Eukaryota; Dinophyceae; Suessiales; Symbiodiniaceae. The record is from the annotation of a GenBank genome assembly.